Molecule: messenger RNA, 852 nt
Organism: Periconia digitata
Lineage: Eukaryota; Fungi; Ascomycota; Dothideomycetes; Pleosporales; Periconiaceae
Source: the annotation of a GenBank genome assembly
CCCCUCCCCCACCGUGAACACAAUAAGCCCCCAAUACACACUUCACCCCUAUACCCCACUCCAAAUCCUCUUCAUCUUCAUCCUCAAGAUCCUAUCUCUCAGAUUCAAUCAAGUCCUACUUCUCCAAACCGCAAAGACAUGAGCAACCAAGGCUACUACGGCGGCGACGGCCAGCAGGGUGGACAGUAUCCACCCCAGAGCCACAGUCCUUACCCCCCUCAGCAGCAGCAAUACGGACAAGCACCACCUCCGGAUCAGUAUAAUCAGGGCCAUAACAGCCCGUACCCGCCACAACAGAGUCCUUAUGCCCCACCCCCGUCUCAUUCACCUUACCCCCAGCAAGGCUACGGAGCUCCUCCUCCCGGCGAUUACAAUCAACAUGGUCAGCAGCAAUACGACCAGAAUCGCGCAAAUUCGCCCUACCCCCCGCAGCAACAGCAGGGCUACGGAGAGCACGGAUAUCCGCAGCAGCAGCAGUACCCGCAAGGCCAGUACGGCCAACCCGGUGCUCCAGGAGGCCCAGGUGCCGAAGAUCGCGGUCUCGGGUCUACUCUGCUCGGAGGUGCUGGCGGCGCCUUUGUUGGACACAAGAUGGGAGGAGGUGUCCUCGGUACCAUGGGCGGCAUGGUAGCUGGCGCUGUGGGCGCAAACUAUCUGUCGGAUAAGCAUGACAAGAAAGACAAAAAGCACAAGAAGCAUAAGAAACACGGAAGCGGCUCGUAUGCUGGCUCGUCUGCUGGCCUCGGUGGUCUGUAUGCGCAUGGAAAGAAGGAGAAGAAGCACAAGAAGAAGAAGGAAGGGAAGCGCGGAGGCAGCAGCUCCUCAUCAUCUUCAAGUAGUGAUUCGGACUAA